Messenger RNA from Gordionus sp. m RMFG-2023, 1036 nucleotides. Its product is annotated as transcription initiation factor IIE subunit beta-like. The coding region runs from base 21 to 956 and encodes 311 amino acids. The transcript has 6 exons. Gene Ontology annotation, molecular function: TFIIH-class transcription factor complex binding. The record is from RefSeq and is a predicted model, not a curated record. Lineage: Eukaryota; Metazoa; Nematomorpha; Gordioida; Chordodea; Parachordodidae. Gene Ontology annotation, biological process: transcription initiation at RNA polymerase II promoter. Gene Ontology annotation, cellular component: transcription factor TFIIE complex.
AAUUCAUAAUAUCAUAUGGUAUGGAUCCAGCUUUAAUCAAAGAACGGGAGAAGUUUAAAAAAAGAGCAUUAGCAAAUGCCAUUGUCAAAAAUAAACAGGAACAAUCCUCAAACAAAAAAUCAUUAAUUGCUUCCACAAACCUUACCACAUCAUCAACUUCUAUUAAGUCUCGAUAUGAACCUCCCAUUAAUGAAAAUGAUUUAAGUAUUACAUCAUUAUCACAUAACAACCUAGGUGCAGCAACAUAUACUUCUCAUCACAAAUUUAAUGUAUUGACAAAAGUUGUAAAACACUUGAGAGAAAGAUUUUUGAAAGGAUAUUCUGAUCAUCUAUUACUUGAGGAAAUACUUGAUGAAAUGAAACUUCUAGAUGUCAAUAACAAAAUUAAGCUUUGGCUAGAAAAUGAGGCUUUACCCAACAACCCAAAAGUCAAGAUGAGUAGUAUUAAAAGCUCCGAUGGUUCCUCUAAAUUUAUGUUUAAGGCUCCGUUAGAUAUAAGGGAUAAGCGUUCCUUGCUCAAGCUUUUGGCUUACCGGGACGAACACGGACUCGGAGCCCUGACAAUGGAGGAGGUCGAAGAGUCGCUACCCAACGCUCUUAAGAUUGUGAAGCAAAUCGAAGAUUCGGUUAUCAUUCUAACUCGGCCCGGCGAUAAAAAGAAAAUAAUUUUCCACGAUGACGAAUCAUGCAAGUUUUCCAUCCAUCCAGAUUUCGUGAAAAUCUGGAAAAGCAUAAAUAUCGAGAAUAUCGACGAAUCUAAAAUCGAAGAAUCCUUGAGGAACAAAGGAAUCAACGCUAUGAAAUCUAACAACUCAGAAUUCCCCUCUGAUAAACUUACCGCAAGCCAAAGAAGUAGAAGACGCAGACUCAAUAAACCUAGAGCUCAAAAACCUUUAUCUAUGAAAUUUAAUGAACAUAUGGUCGGAGUAUUGCAGGAUUAUACGAUCAAUAAAUGACUCCAAUGUGUGUUAUGUUUGAUACGAUGAGUUAUUUAUAUAAAAAUAUUUAAAUAGGAGAAUAAAUAAUUAUUUUUUUU